Molecule: messenger RNA, 1692 nt
Organism: Naegleria gruberi
Lineage: Eukaryota; Heterolobosea; Eutetramitea; Acrasida; Naegleriidae
Product: arfGTPase-activating protein
Exons: 1
Coding region: 1-1692 (563 amino acids)
Molecular function (GO): protein binding; GTPase activator activity
Source: RefSeq, a predicted model, not a curated record
AUGUCUUCACUGCUAACAAGCAAACAAAUUUCUCAACUUGUUUCUCUCCCAGGCAACAAUAAAUGUGCCGAUUGCCAAGCACCAAAUCCCCGAUUUGCCGAUAUUAAACAAUUCACACUUUCGUGUAUUUCAUGUGCAGGAAUUAAACGAACCAAGAUUGGAACACAUGUUUGUCAGUUGAGAGUUGUUGGACUGGAUACUUGGAAAGAAGAACACUUUAAUGCAAUGAUUGAACAAGGAGGAAAUGAUGCAGUGAAUCGAAUUUUGGAAGCCGAAUUGAAAGAUCAAGAUAGGAAGGAAGAAAUGAAGGAUAUGACACGUUUUAUUCGUGCAAAGUAUGAAGAGAUGCGAUGGAAGGGAUGUAAAGCAUUGAAUGAGGUGUUUAUGAAGAGCUACUGGUGUAAUUUGAAGGAAUUAUUGGAAAGGAAUGGAGCAGUUGGUAGUAUUGAAAUAGUUUUGAAGAGUGUAAAUUCGAAUGAUUGUGUGAGAGUUAAACAAGGUCAGAAAAUGUAUGAAAUUAAUUUGAGAGAUUUUACAAUGGAACAGAUAGAGAAUUCAACCGAUAGCUCAAUUGAAUUGAGUUUAAACUCUUAUCAAUCAAUUGACAAACCAAUCUAUCAAGCAAUGAUUGAUCAGUCAGACGAAAUUUCAAUAUUUAGUAAUGGAAGAGGAUUUUUCAAACGUUCAGGGACGAGAUUGUUUGAUUUUAAUUUAGAAAAUGAUUUUAUUUUACAAAUUAUUUCUACAAUUAAUGGAAUUUUUGUAAUUGACAGGAAUUUGAAAGUUUACAAAUAUUAUUUCUUGAAAAUUUGUGAAAAUGAAAAGUUUACAAAUGGAAUUACUCUUCAAAAAUGCGAGAGAGAUGAAACUCCAUGUGGAUUGACCUAUUUUAAAUCAUUCAUUUCAAGAAUUUAUCCUAAUUUGUAUAAAUUCAUUGAAAAUGAUAAUUUGUUAACAAAUGAGGAAAUUGGAACGCUAAAUAUUAUAUUCAACAUGUUACUAUAUGAUAAUUAUGAUAUUAAUGGCAUUGAUUUAUUUUCAUUAGCUUGUAUUAUUAAUAAUUCAACCCCAGAUUUGGAUUUUUUUAUGGAAAAACUUGAGUUUUUAACAUUUAAAGAUAUGAAUGGAAUACAAACUGUUAUUGAAAAGGUUAAGAAUUAUAUUGGUGAAAAUUCUACUAGAUCAGUAUCAUUUCUUAAAUUAUAUUUAUUUAAAUGUUUACAAUUUAUUUCCAAUUAUGGAAAUGUUAAUAAUAUCAAGAUUUACUUACCAUUCAAUUAUAGUUUGAAACCUAAAUCGAAAGAAAACUUGACAUGUCUAUUUAAUUGUCAAAAAAGUAGUGAUAUUACUAUAAAAAUAGAAAAUGAAUUAUUUUAUUUGCAUCGAACAGUAUUAACAAGUAAAUCUUCAGUAUUUAAAAUAAUUUUGGACGAAAAUAGUAAAUUUAAUGAUGUGAAAAAUAAUAUUUUGGAAAUUGAUUGUGAAAUAUUUAAAAAUUCCAAAAAUGGAAAUGUUCCAAAUUUAAUGGUUAAAUGCUUUACAAUACUAUUUAACUAUUUUUAUGAUUUUGAAAUUGAUUUAUCAAAAUUUAACUUUUAUCUAAUGUCUACAUUAUUAGAAAUGUCUCAAUUUUAUCAACUCGAUCAAUUCCAUGAUAAAAUCAACAAUGAAUUGAAAUUUUUUCGAUUUUGA